AGCUCCGUCACCUCAACACUUCCCCCCCCACAUUGGCGCUAAUCCUCCCAACUCCUGCAUUUCUCGACUUUUUCACCCUUUUGGGUUGGGGGAGGUAAACAAAGGAAAUAAACAAUUUAGAGACCAUCAAUUCUGAGACAUCCACGCGCCGAGAUCUACCCUGGAUCGGCAUUCUACUAUCCCUCGAAUUCUCACCCCCGACAUAUCCCGCCUGGCCAGUUGACCGCAUCGACAGCCUCGCGCAACCAACACGAGUUGUCAGCCUCACCAAAUCCAUUCCACCCAGCGCAAACCGUGCAGGAAAAGGUGGGACAAGCUGGCAUCUAUGGUCCUGUCAAGGAUUUCUAGGUCGUCAAGAUCACAAACUUCCCCGCAAUAGUCCCGGAGCGCAUCCCUCUCAACCGCCGCCAGCCCAUGGUGGUGCGGGUACUGCGCUUGCAAAAUGGCCGCCUUCGUGCGCGUUUCAGGCCCGCCGAAUGGCAACUUUCUGAUUGGAUACCCUGGUAUUUCUGCGACUAUGCCUCGUGUGGAAGGUAAAGUCGAGAUCAGGCCUGGUGUCGGUAUUACCGCCCCCGUCAACGUGUCGCUGGUCACCAUAUCCCUUCAUCGUCGCGAGACAAUCCAUCCCUCGGCCGACUCGUUGACUAAGAGACGGCUUGCGCCGCCCCGAAAGGAGAUCACGGAUAUCGUGGGCAAGGAAAUGCUCCUGUUUCGCUGCCCGGCUGGUCGAGAAUACGAGGAGGUCAUUUCGAUGGACCUCCCUUUCGUCCUAUUUAUCCCGUUCGGGCGCGGUGGUCCCGAUGCCUCCCGACGAGUCCCCCCGGCCAGUCUACAGCUUCCCAGUCGCACGGCCGAGACUUACUACGAGAUUGUUGUGAUGGUUCAGCAAGGACAUUCGGAGCAACGGAAGUAUGCGUUUCCGGUCCCCAUCGCUCGGUACGACACGCUGUCGACGUUCGGAAUGUACAAUCGCCCAGAGUCAGCAGAGCGAGUGUCGGAUCAUUUGGUGACGCUGGGGAUAUCGCUCCCGCGUUGGUCCUACGGGCCGCUCGACCCUGUGAGCGUUUACGUCAAGCUAUCUCCCAAUCCCGAGUGGAUGGCGAAGGCUAGAAAGGUCACGAUCAGCAAAAUCACCAUCGGCAUCGACGAAGAGAUUAUAUACAACCACGAGGGCGAUGAGCCCCAGCGCAAAAUCAAGACACUGACCAAGCGGACAGAGGCCAUUGGUGUCAAGAUGCCCCCUACGGGGUACCUGACCAAUCUUGGUCUCGUAUUCCCAGCCAAGGACAUGCGAGAUGCAGAAGGCAUCCUCCCCAGAGGGAAGGCGGCGUUUCCGACGUAUGCGCUCAGCGGGUUCACUACCACGGCCAGUCUCUACAAAAUUGAAUACUAUUUAACCGUGAAGGCACAUCUCACGUCCGCGAGAGACAUCAUCAUCCGACAGCCGAUUGUGGUCUGCCCACUCGAUCAUGCCGGAUGCAAGGAAGAAAUGGAGGCGAUUGAACAGGCAGCGCGCGAUGCAAUCCAUGUGAACCCCGACAAUCCGAUGUUACCAUUACCUUCGAUAGUGCGGCCGGCCGAUAACAACGCCCUUCGUCAUCUCGGGGCGGCGAUCGUGGGCAACCAGAAGAAGCCCCUGAUCGAUUGAGCGCGAUGCGGCACCGGAUGGAGAGAGGUCAGAUAUACGCGAUGGAUGUCAGAAUUCGCUGCGCAUGUCACCUUCUGACAGCUUGCGACCACACGACAGACACACUAACGCUUUAUGAAUGCAUGGGACCCGGAGUUUUGUUGUUGCAUGGUGUUCGUGUGAGCCUUUAUUGCGUGUUCUACUGGCCCGGGGGUUGGCUUUGUUCGUUUCCACGAAGAGUCCCGUUAGGACCAGGGGCGGUUGCUCCCUAAAUGAUUCCCCAGUACUUGGAUUAAUGUGUAACAUUUAUACUUGAA
Molecule: messenger RNA, 1944 nt
Organism: Aspergillus candidus
Lineage: Eukaryota; Fungi; Ascomycota; Eurotiomycetes; Eurotiales; Aspergillaceae
Product: arrestin C-terminal domain-containing protein
Exons: 3
Coding region: 443-1648 (401 amino acids)
Biological process (GO): division septum assembly
Cellular component (GO): division septum
Source: RefSeq, a predicted model, not a curated record